This is a messenger RNA of Leguminivora glycinivorella, 4473 nucleotides long. It is a transcript of the gene Cc2d2a, whose product is annotated as coiled-coil and C2 domain-containing protein 2A. Gene Ontology annotation, biological process: non-motile cilium assembly; protein localization to ciliary transition zone. NCBI's taxonomy places the organism in Eukaryota, Metazoa, Arthropoda, Insecta, Lepidoptera, Tortricidae. The record is from RefSeq and is a predicted model, not a curated record. Gene Ontology annotation, cellular component: ciliary transition zone.
GUGUUCCACUUUCAAUGCAAACAUGAUAUGCGAUUUAAAAUAAAGUGGAAUGCAGCCAAAUAAUGCUAUUCAAGACAAUAAAUAUACCGCCAAUUCUAAUAUAAGUACUGCAAGCUUAUGGCUGCGUUCGUGUUGUUUUUGUCAUGAGUAUUUUUGAAUGUAGCAUUAUCUCUAUGACAACAAAUGGCGGAAGUUAUGAAAACAAACAAAGCUUAAGCUGAAUCUUUUUCAAAAGAAACCACGCCUGUUUUUUUUAUUUUGUGAUGAUGAGUGAAAACAUUGAAUUAAAGUCAUUUCCAUCUAGCUUUGGAAAGGAUAAUGACAUCGAAGAAUAUCAUGAAAUAAACGAAAAGGCUGUAUCUGAACCGAAAACACACUCACAACGCCGGGCUUCGAAAAAUCAUUCAAAAACUAUCACCGAAGAAGAUUUCUUUACACAAUACGAUGUUAAGUAUGCCCAUAAGAAGCCAGGCAAGAAAAAACAUACUAAAAAGAAGACGGACGCCUCAAAUUUAAUGGAUAUAAUUAACUCUGAAUUAGCUGGGCUCACUCCCCCAGUGACCGAAGAAUUAGUGACCACAAAGAUUGAUAAUUCGAAGACAUUAUUAAACACUUAUUUCAGAAGUCCUGGAAUACAAAUGUUCAAAAAACCUCUUUGCUUUAUACCGGAGCAUGGCUACGGAGACAAAUUACUCACAACAGUUUUAAACCCUGUGUACCCAAAAGUGCUGGAAUAUGCCAUUACAGAAUAUCAACCUAUACCAGUUCAGUACAUGGAAGCGGCAAAGUUUGAAGAUGUUGUAGCUACAAAUGAGGCUGAUGAAGGAUUGAGCAAAUUUUUAGAUUUGACAAUAAAAAAUAUUAAAUUCAAACAUCAUCACGAAUUAUCUUUAGAAGAACUCCUUUGUAGUAAACUUAUUGAAGUAUACAAUGAGUACAAAGAAAAUGAGAGAAUACUUAAUGAAUUAGUACGAGAUAUUAAAGUUAUUAGAGAAACUAGGAACAGUCUUAAAGAAGACUUCACGAACAUAUCGACUAAAAAGGAAACAGUGAGAUUUGAUGAAACAGUUAGAAAAUAUUCGGCGAAGCUUUUUUAUUUAAAAAACAAGCAUGAACAACAUUUAAAUAUAAGAAAUGAAAUGCUACAUCAAAUUGGGUCCCUGUGGUCUGACGUUUUAAUGGCCAGAGAAAAGUCAGGCAAAAUAAAGACUCCUUACGUAUUAGAUAUUGAUAAAACUACAAAAGAUCCCGAAGAAUACGAAAAAGAAUGGUCUCAAGUAUUUAAUAUGGAAUAUACUGACAAACUAGAUAGAAUUGAAUAUGAUUAUGUAACAAAAUAUGCAGAGUACAAAAAUGCAAAAGCAAAUAAACUACAAAAUAAAAUUAACAAACCGAAAUUAGAGUUUGAUGAAGACCUAAUAAAAUCUGACGCGGAAACUAUUGCUAAUAACAAAGUAUCAAAAGAUAAAAUCGACAUAAGCUUAACACAAGACCCUAAAUUAAUAUCAGACAAACGAAAGUCUCAGAAACCACAUUCUAGAAAGUAUUAUUUCAAGAUAUUCGUAGAUGAUGUAUUUGUUUGUGAGUCUGAUGCUUACGAAAGUAAUCCUGUAGUUAACAUUACUGUGGAAUUUACAGAAUCUUUCUCAGUGCAAAUUUUACCCAAAAACACUGAAAUUACAAUAGAGUUAUUUGAACAAGACGAAUCAGUAGCGUACGUAAAAAUAGCUCUAAACAAAUUAAAAGAAACAAGUGUCAAUGCUGCAUAUAAGACUGAAGUAUUUGUUUAUAAUAAUAUUGUAGAACCGAAUUCCAAAUAUGUUGGUUCUGGACAUAAUAUCAAAGAGAUAGCAGCGGAAAACAAAGUAAGACUGAAAAGCAGUAAUUUGUUUAAAGGAAAUUUAUACACGUCUUGUGAGAUAAAUUUACAAAUAGGCUGGAAUGAGAAAAUAAAUGAAAACGAGAUGGAGUCCGUCAGAUCUUCAAUGGACGUAGGUAGAAAACUAAAGAGAUUAAUCCAUGGCAUUGAUAAACCUGAUAUUGAUGCGCUGAAAUAUAUAAUUGAAAAUAUAUAUGAAAAGGAAAUUGGAAAUGACGAAGAAAUAAUAAAUACUUUAGGACGUAUAUCUAAACUAAAUGUUGCUUUUGAUGAUAAUAUCCCCAUAGAUAAAGAAAGUCCAGAUUUCAUCAGACUAAAACUCUUACACCUACGUGAUAAUGGUGGUUUUACAAAUGUAGAAAAUAAAAUGAUACCUUUAUUGGCAAGUCAAAUUUCAACGGAACAGUUGAACUGUCUCCAAAAGAGUACAGAAAAUGAGUUUGAUGUCCAAUAUUAUGACAACCAAGAUAUGGACCCAAUAGAAAUACAGAGGUAUAUUGGAGCCAAAUAUGUAGAGAAGUUGAAUAAGAAUAUGCUGAAGAAUUUAAGUGAGCACCUGUUGAAGAAAACUCAUAAAGAUGUCGUGCGGGAUUUCAAGGACUUGAGUCUAAGGGGCCUCUUCACAAACCAAUCCAACCUAUCUCUCGCCCUCUCGAACAGCUCUCGACAACAGCUAAUAUCAGACGCCCUCCUAAAAGAGCAGGAGAUCCGUGUAAGCGUAUUCCGUGCCCUUGGGUUACGGGACCGUAGUGCUCCAGUUGUUGAGAAUGAUGAUGAUGACGAGAAAAUAGCUGGUUUCAAAAUUCGGCCUCUUCGUCCGUUUGUUCGAGUCUCUUAUCAUAAGAUAUCGGAACAAACUACUCCUGCUAUUGGCUGCCAUCCGACCUGGAAUCAAACUUUAAAGGUCAAAACUAAACUGUCUCCUCUCUCAACAAUCCAAGUGAACAUCUUCGAUGAACAGCGGUCACCAGUGGCAGAUGAUUCUGACCAGCCGCUUACAGUCCACUACCGUUGUCAGAACAAGUGGCUUGGUUGCGUGGAAGUUCCUAUUAAAACGGUGUUAGACAUGGGCAUGAUAAAAGGUACCUUCAAAAUAUCUUCUCCACCAUUCCUUCUGGGCUAUGAGAAUGCCUCCAAGAACACCCACUCUCUAAUACCCGAGGUAACUCAGCUCAUGAGGAAGGAAGCAGCAUUCGUGUCGCUCCAAAUCACCAGCAGUCUUUCACAUUUGGGAGGAGGGCAGGGUUACCACCAACCAGUUCCGACCGACCCUGACGACUACAUUAUCCGACAUCUCAACAACUUUGUAACCGACUAUACCAACGAGUUUCCUUCUCGUAACAUCUCUCUCACUUACAUUGACAGUACAGGGCACAAUAAGUCAGUCACCCAUUUCCUUCAGCCCAUACCUCCGCCUGAUUAUGAGAAUUUUCCGAAGAAUCCAAGUGGGUCGGCUAUGUCCAAGAGUUCGAGAUCGUCGAGCAGUGGACGAAAAAAGGAUACGGGCGAAGAGAGAACAGAGUUGGAAUCAAUUUACAGCGGUUUCAGCGGCAAGGCUGAUUCGAUAGGGAAAAUGCUGGACGCGUGCUUGAGAUACGUAUCGCUGAUACCGUGCUACGAGCCAGUGGACAGACGGGUUGUCACCUUACUGGGGGUGGAGCUUCUAAAAGUCCUCCACGGCUCUCCCCUCGACCACGCUAUCCUCCUAGCGAGUUAUUUCCUGCACCUCGGACUCAAAUGCUACAUCGCCGCAGGCCUGGGUCUCCCCCGGGGCUUAAGCUAUUACGUCCUGACCAAAUAUGACUUGUCUACCCAUAGGAUGGUUAUGGCUAGUGAUCAGUAUAAGAGCAAACUGUUUGGGAGGAAUGAUGGAUUUGUGUGGUAUGUGUAUGAUGCGUUAGGGGGGGAGCGGUUUGAGUUGAGAGACGUCAGCUGCCCGCUGAAGAGUGUGAAUUAUGUGUUUGAUAACGAUAAUAUUUGGGUGAAUGUCCAGUCCUCUCUCGACUGUGAGAGCGUCUCGUUUGAUUUUUCCAGAUCUUCAGACUGGCAGCCCGUAUUCGACAAGUCGAUUUUCGUAAUGAAGCUCCCAGUAGUGACAGACGCCAGUCUUUACUCCGCGCAAGGCAGCGUCGAGAAUUUGCGAGCAGCUCUGGAGAGCAGAAUCAAAAGCAAAGUGCAGCAGUGGCGCCCUCACGUCAAGACUAUUUGGAACAGAUAUUGUAGCACGCUCCUCCGAGAGGAGUUGCCUCUCUGGGAGUACUACGCGUUUAACCCCACCGAACAGAAGCCGGGGUUAGGCCAGAGGUUGAAACAACUGAUGGCCACACACAAGAUGUUCGGGUUCCCUCUAAACAUGCCAUUUGUCAACAUGAAGUCUGCCAUCUCGAGUGUCAAAUGUACCGGCCUGCAUUUGCAAGCGGACCCCAAUGCGGAGUUCGCGCUAGGGGUCGAAAUGUACUCCUACCCUAAUAAUGUUAUCAGUGUGUGGGUAUUCUUGGCUAGCAUUUCUAGGAUAUAAGAAUAAUUUUAUUAUAUUAAAAAAUAUUCUCAAAUUGUAAUUAAAAUUAUCAAUUAUAUUAGGUUUAUAAACUGAA